AUGUUAAAAUAUAUUGAUGGAAGAUUUAGGUGUGCAGAUUUUGUGAAAGCUGGAGCUGAACAAAGUCUUACACCAUCAGAUGUUGUUUCGGUGGCGGAUAUCACAUUUUCCUGCGUUGCAGAUCCGCAAGCUGCUAAAGAGAUGGUGUUCGGUAAUUGCGGUGUUCUCACCGAAAUCUCUACUGAUAAAGGCUAUGUAGAGAUGACGGGCAUAGACGCAGAAACCUCCCAGGAUAUUGCAGAAGCCAUUACUGCGAAGGGAGCGCGGUACCUAGAGGCUCAAGUACAGGGUAGUAAGGUUCAAGCAGAAGAAGGUACCUUGGUAAUUCUGGCGGCAGGUGAUCGCCAAUUAUUCGAUGAUUGUAGUAGCUGCUUUGGCGCGAUGGGCAAAAACACGUUUUAUCUUGGCGAAGUCGGCAACGCUUCAAAGAUGAACCUUGUACUCCAGCUCAUGGCGGGGGUGACGCUGGCCGGUCUCGCCGAGAGCAUGGCCUUAGCCGAUAGGGCGGGGCUGCAGCAGAAGGAUGUACUCGAGAUACUUGAACUUACCUCCCUUGCCUGUCCUGCAAUACUUGACAAGGGCAAAGCCAUAAUCGAAGGCGGAUUCACUACGCAACUGCCUCUUCAACACAUGCAAAAGGAUCUAAGACUGUCACUGAGUAUGAGUGAUCAGCUCGAGCAGCCGAUCCCUCUUGCAGCUGCAGCUAACGAAAUUUACAAGCACGCAAAACGCCUAGGCUAUGGGGAGCACGACGCAUCUGCUGUCUACAUUCGUGCGAGGUUCUAAAAACUGAACUAAGAUCGCGCGCCCAAGAAUCCCAAUCCACAAUCCUCAGUGGCGCCGACAUCUAAUUAUCAUAUUUAUUGAUGACAUAAAUACAACUGCAAUACUACCUAAGCGAAAUGUCGUCUCUACAUCCACCUGCAUGAGUAUCUUGGGUGGAUUCGAGAGCGAAAAAUUAAUAGACAAGCGCCUAGGAAAUGCGUAGCCAAUCCUCUUUGUUUGCCCAGCCAACAAAGUUAUGAAAAUUAUACUUACACUUAUAUUUCCAUCGAUGACCUAUUUGAAAACGUAUUAUUUACAAUAUUAAUAAACUUAUGAAUCUUCGUUGUUUCGUAUAUUAAUAUAAAUAUACAAAUGAAAAAAGAUACCAAGAAAGACAGUAUAGUUUCUUUUAUACUGGACAUGCGGUAUUAAAUUGACGAAAUUAAAGUUGACAAAGAAUUUUAAGAAGUGUAAUUAUAGAUUUUCAUACUCGACUAUCUAAAAUAAAUUAAAGGA
Ceratosolen solmsi marchali is the source of this 1281-nucleotide messenger RNA. Its product is annotated as putative oxidoreductase GLYR1 homolog. Gene Ontology annotation, biological process: transcription elongation-coupled chromatin remodeling. Gene Ontology annotation, molecular function: NAD binding; oxidoreductase activity; DNA binding. NCBI's taxonomy places the organism in Eukaryota, Metazoa, Arthropoda, Insecta, Hymenoptera, Agaonidae. The transcript is spliced from 4 exons. The record is from RefSeq and is a predicted model, not a curated record. Bases 1 to 786 code for a protein of 261 amino acids. Gene Ontology annotation, cellular component: chromatin.